Messenger RNA from Suricata suricatta (meerkat), 438 nucleotides. RefSeq names its product germinal center associated signaling and motility like (gene GCSAML). Lineage: Eukaryota; Metazoa; Chordata; Mammalia; Carnivora; Herpestidae. Gene Ontology annotation, biological process: regulation of lymphocyte migration; regulation of B cell receptor signaling pathway. The transcript is spliced from 5 exons. The record is from RefSeq and is a predicted model, not a curated record. The coding region runs from base 28 to 438 and encodes 136 amino acids.
GCUGAGAAACAGAGUCCCGGUGAGAGAAUGGGGAAUUCCCUCCUGAGAGAACUCAGUUGCCUGAGAAACAAUCAAAAGAAGCUCAAGAAUGUAAACCAACAUGUGGAAAGAAAAUGGCAGGAAAUGGCUACGUUUGAGGGAGAAAAUCAAGUUCAAGAUAAGAAAAGCAAAGAAGUUUUAUCUGCUUCUAAUCAGGAACAUGAGAAUGGCAGUGGUUCUGAGGAAGUGUGCUACACUGUCCUUAGUCACAGUUCCUAUCGGAGGCCCUCCCUGAGCUCCAAUGAUGAUGGUUAUGAGAAUGUCGUCUCCACCACAAAGACAGUGAAGCCACUUAGAAACAGGCCAGAAACAGAAUACGCCCUUCUCAGGAUGACUUGUGAUACUAGGCCUCCUUCCUGUGCCACUGACCAUGAUUAUGAACUUGUGCUUCCCCACUAG